AUGGAGCGUCAGCCCAGCGGCAAUUACUAUGACCUGGGCAUCUACUAUAACCUGGGCUACUUCUGCCUGGGAACAUACGAAACCGGAGUAAGAUCUGGAUUCGUGCAGGGUGCAGCAUCAGACGAGGAAGGAGGUGGCCACCCUGGCGAAGGAACUCCAGACCUCCCGGGCGAUUCCAACCGUGAAGGUGACGGGAACCGUGAGGGCGACGGGAGCCACGAGGUCGACGGGAGCCACGAGGGUAGUGGGGGUGGCCAGAAGAAUCAACAGCCUGAAGACCCGGCUUGUGCGGCGGCGGCUGCCGAGGCUGCGCUGCCCCACCGUGGGAAGCGACGUGCCUGGCGCGUUAAAUUCAUGCCGGAGCAGGUGCGGGUGAUGGAAAGCAUUUUUGAGCAAACUCGGUACCUGGACAGGCUCACAAGAAGCCAACUUGCAAGAUCCAUAGGUGAGACUGAAGCUAGAGUGCAGAUGUGGUUUAAGAAUCGGAGGGCCAAGUACAAGCGAAAUCAGAGCACCUCGUGCCCAGGAACGCGCCAGCUGACCCAGACCACCCUGCCAUCGUAAUGAUGGAGGGGCCCUAGAAUCCUAGUUCCAGAGCUGGAGCACAGAUGGAUGCUUCUGGCGCCAUGGGCCCAUGGGCCACCCAUGCUGCCCAUGCCACCCUUAUCCCCUCCACACUUGUGUUAUCA
Manis pentadactyla (Chinese pangolin) is the source of this 689-nucleotide messenger RNA. RefSeq names its product rhox homeobox family member 1-like. The transcript has 3 exons. NCBI's taxonomy places the organism in Eukaryota, Metazoa, Chordata, Mammalia, Pholidota, Manidae. Gene Ontology annotation, biological process: regulation of transcription by RNA polymerase II. The record is from RefSeq and is a predicted model, not a curated record. Bases 1 to 564 code for a protein of 187 amino acids. Gene Ontology annotation, molecular function: RNA polymerase II transcription regulatory region sequence-specific DNA binding; DNA-binding transcription factor activity, RNA polymerase II-specific.